UUUUUCAUUGUGGUUCACCUUCAUAUUUCUCGUGGUCUAUAUCAUGCCAGUUAUAGAAGUCCUAGGGAAUUUGUUCAGUGCCUCGGAGUUGUAAUCUUCCUAUUAAUGAUUGUGAUAGCUUUUAUAGGAUAUGUACUACCUUGGGGUCAGAUGAGCUUUUGGGGAGCUACAGUAAUUACAAGCUUAACUGGCGCCAUACCUGUAGUAGGAGAUACCAUAGUGACUUGGCUUUGGGAUGGGUUCUCCGUGGACAAUGCCACCUUAAAUCGUUUUUUUAGUCUUCAUCAUUUACUCCCCUUUAUUUUAUUUGGUGGUGGUCUUCUUCAUCUGGCCGCAUUGUAUCAAUAUGGAUCCAGUAAUCCAUUGGGUGUACAUUUAGAGAUGGAUAAAAUUGCUUCUUACCCUUAUUUUUAUGUAAAGGAUCUAGUAGGUUGGGUAGCUUUUGCUAUCUUUUUUUCCAUUUGGAUUUUUGAUGCUCCUACUGUUUUGGGGUAUCCCGACAAUUAUAUACCUGCUAAUAUGAUUUCCACCCCACCUCAUAUUGUGCCAGAAUGGUAUUUCCUACCGAUCCAUGCCAUUCUUCGUAGUAUACCUGAAAAAGCAGGAGGUGUAGCCGCAAUAGCACCAAUUAUUAUAUGUCUAUUGGCUUUACCCUUUUUUAGAGGUAUGUAUGUAUGUAGUUCAAGUUUUUGCCCGAUUCACCAAGGAAUAUUUUGGUUGCUUUUGGCGGAUUGCUUAUUACUAGGUUGGAUCGGAUGUCAACCAGUGGAGGCACCCUUUAUUACUAUUAGACAAAUUUCUCCUUUAGUUUUCUUCUUGUUCUUUCCAAUAACGCCCAUUCGGGGACGGGUUGGAAGAGGAAUUCCUAAUUCUUACACUGAUGAGACUGAUCACACCUGAUUAGUGAGAGAUUCCGACACCAAUCAUUUACGAGUGAGUAUUACACCAUGAAUUUACA
Molecule: messenger RNA, 958 nt
Organism: Nicotiana tabacum (common tobacco)
Lineage: Eukaryota; Viridiplantae; Streptophyta; Magnoliopsida; Solanales; Solanaceae
Product: cytochrome b
Biological process (GO): mitochondrial electron transport, ubiquinol to cytochrome c
Cellular component (GO): membrane; respiratory chain complex III
Molecular function (GO): quinol-cytochrome-c reductase activity
Source: RefSeq, a predicted model, not a curated record